Molecule: messenger RNA, 1175 nt
Organism: Dioscorea cayenensis subsp. rotundata (Guinea yam)
Lineage: Eukaryota; Viridiplantae; Streptophyta; Magnoliopsida; Dioscoreales; Dioscoreaceae
Product: serine racemase
Exons: 7
Coding region: 140-1129 (329 amino acids)
Biological process (GO): pyruvate biosynthetic process; L-serine metabolic process; D-serine biosynthetic process
Molecular function (GO): threonine racemase activity; serine racemase activity; D-serine ammonia-lyase activity
Source: RefSeq, a predicted model, not a curated record
GAAAACCCUAGUUUGGAAUUCCCUUAUGAUUAUAUUGUCUUCUUAGACUAGAGUUUGCAUGCUGUUAUAUCUCUCACUCUGAGGUUUUGAAUUUCCCUUUUUUGUUUUUGGUAACUUAGUCAGUUAGGAAAUAGCUCUAAUGGAUGAAAAGGACCAAAUCACAUAUGCAGCUGAUAUCGUAUCAAUUAAAGAAGCUCACCGCCGCAUUGGCCCCUAUAUUCAUCGCACUCCGGUCCUUACUUCAGGGUCUUUAGAUUCUCUCGCUGGGAAGCAACUUUUUUUCAAAUGUGAAUGUUUCCAAAAAGGAGGAGCUUUUAAAAUUAGAGGUGCUACGAAUGCAGUACUUUCACUUGAAGAUGAUCAAGUUGCUAAAGGGGUUGUUACACACAGCAGUGGCAAUCAUGCUGCGGCAUUGUCCUUGGCUGCAAAACUACGUGGGAUUCCUGCUUAUAUUGUUAUACCAAAAAAUGCCCCAAAAUGUAAGGUUGACAAUGUCAAGCGCUAUGGAGGUCAGAUAAUUUGGAGUGAAACUACAGUUCAAUCAAGGGAGGCCGUUGCAAGUAAAGUACAACAAGAGACAGGUGCUGUUUUAGUUCACCCAUUCAAUGAUAAGCGCAUUAUAAGUGGGCAGGGUACCAUAUCCCUUGAGCUCCUAGAGCAAAUUCCUGAAAUUGAUUUGAUAAUUGUCCCCAUUAGUGGAGGUGGUUUAAUCUCUGGGGUGACACUGGGUGCCAAGGCAAUCAAACCUUCUAUUCGAAUUGUGGCCGCUGAGCCUAAAGGCGCCGAUGAUGCUGCUCAAUCCAAGGCAGCUGGAAGAAUUGUAACACUACCACAUACCAACACCAUCGCUGAUGGCCUUCGAGCUUUCCUCGGAGAUCUAACUUGGCCUGUUGUCCGAGACUUGGUAGAUGAUAUUAUAACUGUUGAUGAUAGAGAAAUUGUAGAAGCAAUGAAGUUGUGUUAUGAGAUUCUGAAGGUGGCUAUAGAGCCCAGCGGUGCAAUCGGUCUUGCAGCUGUUCUUUCGAACCAGUUCCGCAACAAUGCAGCAUGGAAGAACUGCAACAAGGUUGGAAUCAUCAUCUCCGGCGGCAAUCUUGAUCUCAAUGUGCUUUGGGAAUCAUUCAGUUAAAUGGAGGUUCAAUGUCUCUUUGCAAAUCAGAUAAGGCAUUGUUCAA